Symbiodinium pilosum is the source of this 387-nucleotide messenger RNA. NCBI's taxonomy places the organism in Eukaryota, Dinophyceae, Suessiales, Symbiodiniaceae. The record is from the annotation of a GenBank genome assembly.
AUGCAAGCCUUCUUCAUGGGCAAACGCGUGGAUUGGCAGCCAGGGCUGGGUGUCGCAUCAAAGGCCGUGGAGGUUGGCGGUGAGCUGCCUCUAGGGAUUCGGUUCGAACGCCAGGAUGGUGCCUUCGUGAUCACUGAGAUCAUCAGCGGGGGAUCUGCGUCUGUGGGGGAGCUGGAUGUGCAAGUUGGAAAUAUCAUUCAUGCCGUGAGCUGCAGUGUGGGUGGCAAGAAGCAGAUAACAACUGCAUUCGAGGUCGACACAAUAGACCAGAUGUCGCAGGCCAUUUGUUCCAACGACGAUGAGAGGGUAUUGAUGCUAGUUGAGAAACCCGAUGAGGGUGCCGCAGGCGCCGUCAGUUUCUUGACCGAUGUAGCAACCCGAUUAUGA